Messenger RNA from Talpa occidentalis (Iberian mole), 2302 nucleotides. It is a transcript of the gene IBA57, whose product is annotated as iron-sulfur cluster assembly factor IBA57. Lineage: Eukaryota; Metazoa; Chordata; Mammalia; Eulipotyphla; Talpidae. The record is from RefSeq and is a predicted model, not a curated record. Gene Ontology annotation, cellular component: mitochondrial matrix. Bases 1 to 1056 code for a protein of 351 amino acids. The transcript is spliced from 3 exons. Gene Ontology annotation, molecular function: protein binding.
AUGGCGGCCGCGGCGCUGCUCCGGGGGGUGGCUCCGGGACGUGGCCGCAGGGCCUGGUGCUGGCGGCUGCGCGCCGCCCCGGGGAGCCGCCUGGCCCACGGCCCAGGCCGUCAGGGCGGCGACCCCGGGGGUGGCGGGGCCUGGACCUGCUUCCCCCUGAGCGAGCGCGCCCUGGUGCGCGUGCGCGGGCCGGACUCGGCGCCCUUCCUUCUGGGGCUGCUGACCAAUGAGCUGCCGGGCCCUGCGGACGGGGCGGCCCCGCCCGCGGCGCGCGCGGGCUACGCUCACUUCCUCAACGUCCAGGGGCGCACGCUCUAUGACGUCAUCGUGUACCGGCUCCCCGAGCUCGAGGCCGAGGCGCCUGCCUUCCUGCUGGAGUGUGACCGCGGGGCGCUGGACGCGGUGCAGAGGCACCUGGCGCUGCACAGGAUCCGGCGGAGGGUCGCCGUGGAGCUGCACCCCGAGCUGGGUGUGUGGGCGGCGCUGCCUGGCGCCCCCGAGGCUGCACCCCCGCAGGGCCCUGAGCACGCCCCUAUCAUGGCCCGUGAUCCUCGGACUGCCCGCAUGGGCUGGCGGCUCCUCGCGCGGGUCCAGGGCCCGGCCCCUGUGCUGGGGAGCCAGCUUGGGGAUGCCCAGGACUACCACCGGCACCGGUACCAGCAAGGCGUGCCUGAGGGCAUCCGAGACCUGCCCCCGGGCGUGGCACUGCCCCUGGAGUCCAACCUGGCCUUCAUGAAUGGGGUCAGCUUCACCAAGGGCUGCUACCUGGGCCAGGAGCUGACGGCCCGCACCCACCACACGGGCGUAGUCCGCAAACGCCUCUUCCCUGUCCGUCUCUCUGGCGACCUCCCUGCCUGCGGCCUGGCCCCCGGCACCCCCGUGCUCACCGCGUCGGGCCAGGUGGCCGGCAAGUACCGGGCUGGCCAGGGGCACGUGGGGCUAGCGCUGCUGCGCGCGGAGCUGAUCCACGGCCCCCUGCAUGUCGGCACCUCCGAGCGCGGCCGCGUGGCUCUCACGGCGUCAGUGCCCGACUGGUGGCCGGGGGCCGCAAAGUAGCCUGGGCACCCCGGCCCCUCCACAGACCCUGGAGCUGCAGGGCGCCCUGGGGCUGGGUGCAGGCGUCUGGCCUGCCACACUCGGCGGAAGCCCUCCCGGGACCGCGGGCCGCGACCCUGCUGGGUGUUGAGCUGGCCGUCCCCCAACCUGCCGGAGGGGUGGCGAGCGUGCUGGCCUGGACAGGAGCAGGGUCCGAGCUCAGGACCUUGUCCUGGGCGGGGGUGGGCCUGGCAAGUGGGCAGCCAGGGUGUGACCGUGCAACCGCCCUCUUGGACCGCAGCCAGGGGCCCACGGGCAGCGCUAACCUCCCCAGGCAGAGGCGGGAGCGGGGCUGGGGGAAUUCGCGGGGCGUCUGCCCAGGGCUGGCAGUGAGGAGGACCCAGGUAGUGGCCUGAGCCCCAGCCCAAGGCGUGUCUGCUGGGGCGGGAAGCAAAAGGUGGUUGGGGGUGGCUUCCUGCACAGUGCCCGGCGCCCCUCCCCCACGCUGGGGGGGUGGGGGGCUGAUGGGGGAAGUGGGCAGCUCUGCCCCAGGGGGUGUCUGUGCACUGGCUGGGCUUUGCAGCAGCCUCCUUUUCCCUCGUAGGAGGAAGCCCCCCACGGCCCCCCAGGCCCUGCCUAGCACAGUGGUGACCACUGCAGAGCAGGGCCUCUGGCCUCCCACCUGUGCCUUGUGUUGUCCACCCCCGAGAGAUGACCCCCUGGGCUGCACCGCAGCGGCAGGCUCUGCCCCUGGCCAUGUCCUUCCAGCAGCUGCUGCCCUCACUCUCCCACGCAGGCGGGACGUGGGCGUGGCCAUUCCAGACGCCCUGGCUGCCCUGCCUGGCCUAGCCGGGAGGGAAAUCAGUGGCCGAGCGGGGCCGCCCCCCUGCAGCCCCGUCCCGGGGUCCCAGCAGCCUGGUCAAUGGUGUUGACUCAGUUUGGCACCGUUUUUCCUUGAGUGGGAAGUGGGGGGUUGUUUGCACAGCACCUGGUCAGAGACCACCACGCUGGAGCCCCUGCCCUGGGGGUUCGCUGCACUCCCUCAGGCCAGGUGGGCGCUGCCCAUUCCGAGAGCAUCGAGAGCGCCUGUGCUGGGGAGGGCAGCGAAGUGUCCCCUGGGUCCACCCCCCCGCACCCCCACUGUUGUGCGAGGUGGGUGCCCCACCCCAGAGAGUGGCACCUUAGCAUGGACGCCGACACCCUGGCCUCCCGUGUCUGCGCGGGUGCGUGCCUGGGCAGCUGGUGCUGACCGCUCUGUGCCAGGCCA